CCCUCAACAACCCAAUCACAGCAAGCAACAAUACGAAGCCAUCACGUAUCGAUUGGCUAUCAAACCAAACUUGGAACUCACUUUGUCCAAUUAUUUGACCCUAUUCGACCUUUUUACCCCAGGUUAUACUCCAUCAAAGCGACUAUCGCAAAUCCUUCGCCAUGUCCAGCCAGCCUCUUUUGCAAACUGCUCCAGGCAAACGAAUUGCCCUACCUACCCGAGUCGAGCCAAAGGUCUUCUUCGCCAAUGAGCGCACGUUUCUAUCAUGGCUGAACUUCACCGUCAUCCUAGGUGCCCUGGCCAUUGGCAUGCUUAACUUUGGCGACCGUCCCGCCUUUAUCUCGGCCUUCCUGUUUACCGGCGUAGCCAUGCUCACCAUGAUAUACGCCCUGUUCACCUACCACUGGCGAGCGAAAUCGAUAAGAGUUAGAGGGCAGGCCGGGUUCGAUGACCGAUUCGGGCCCUCCGUGUUGGCCAUCAUCUUGCUUUUGGCCGUCGUUGUUAACUUCGUCCUGCGCAUAAUAUACUCUGGCAGUGAGGGCGGCAGAAACCAUUAAAUACCUCACUAUAUUGAGGAGCCACGGAUGAAACGAGGCCUUGGAUUCACCGAAGGAUGAUGUUUUGAUCGAUGAGCAUAUUUAACUCAAGUGGCAGUCUGGAGAAUCAUGGCAUCUGCACCUAUAUAUGUAUGCCAGGGACUGGCCAAUGUUUAGUGAUGCUUAUACCAAAAGUUUGACAGUUAUUGGGAGUGAGAUGACGAAGAAUUUGUACAGCAGAUAGCAUAGUA
Molecule: messenger RNA, 787 nt
Organism: Hypoxylon fragiforme
Lineage: Eukaryota; Fungi; Ascomycota; Sordariomycetes; Xylariales; Hypoxylaceae
Exons: 2
Coding region: 162-557 (131 amino acids)
Cellular component (GO): vacuolar transporter chaperone complex; fungal-type vacuole membrane
Source: RefSeq, a predicted model, not a curated record